Molecule: messenger RNA, 1049 nt
Organism: Gilbertella persicaria
Lineage: Eukaryota; Fungi; Mucoromycota; Mucoromycetes; Mucorales; Choanephoraceae
Product: guanine nucleotide binding protein beta subunit
Exons: 5
Coding region: 18-962 (314 amino acids)
Biological process (GO): positive regulation of protein phosphorylation; rescue of stalled cytosolic ribosome
Cellular component (GO): nucleus; cytosol
Molecular function (GO): ribosome binding; translation regulator activity; protein kinase C binding
Source: RefSeq, a predicted model, not a curated record
CUAUCAACAUAACAAACAUGAGCAAUUUUUCUUUCCGUGGUACUCUUGAAGGACACAAUGGCUGGGUCACUUCCAUUGUUACUUCUUCUGAAGCUCCUGAUAUGGUUCUUUCUUCUUCUCGUGACAAGUCUAUCAUUGUUUGGCAUAUUACUAGGGAUGAAAUUAACUACGGUGUUCCUCGCAAAGCCCUUGUUGGCCACAACCAUAUUAUUGAAGAUUUAGCUAUUUCUUCUGAUGGUCAAUUUGCUUUAUCUGCUUCAUGGGAUCACACACUUCGUCUUUGGGAUUUGACGACCGGAAAGACUACCCGUCGUUUCGUUGGUCAUACCAAAGAUGUCUUGUCUGUCUCCUUUUCUGCUGAUAACCGCCAAAUUGUCUCUGGUUCUCGAGACAAGACAAUCAAGUUAUGGAACACGUUGGGUGAAUGCAAGUACAAUAUCACUGAAGAUAAUCAUUCUGAAUGGGUCUCUUGUGUCCGUUUCUCGCCUAACCCUGCUCACCCUGUGAUUAUCUCUGCUGGUUGGGAUAAGCUUGUCAAGGUCUGGGAUUUGACGAAACUCAAGAUUCGUACCAACUUUAUUGGUCAUAACGGUUAUGUGAACACGGUCGCUAUCUCUCCUGAUGCCACUCUUUGUGCUUCUGGAGGUAAGGACGGUGUUGUCAUGCUCUGGGAUGUGAAGGAUGCCAAGCACUUGUAUUCUCUUGAGGCUGGAAAUGAAGUCCAUCACCUUGUUUUCUCUCCUAACCGCUACUGGCUCUGUGCUGCCGUUGGUUCUUCUAUCAAGGUUUGGGACCUUGAAGAUAAUAAUGUGGUCGAUGUCUUGACACCUGAAUAUAACACUACAGCUAAACAAGCUGAUCCUCUUUGCCUUUCUCUUGCUUGGAGUGCUGAUGGUACGACACUUUACUCUGGCCAUUCUGAUAAUAUCAUUCGUGUCUGGCAAAUAGUUCAUACUUUGUAAUAUACAUAAACAAUAAAAAAAAACAAGUGUGUCACGUUACUGACAGCCAUCGGAAUAAGCCAACCCGACGUUUAUUCUAGACAACCC